Messenger RNA from Penicillium psychrosexuale, 672 nucleotides. RefSeq lists its product as uncharacterized. Lineage: Eukaryota; Fungi; Ascomycota; Eurotiomycetes; Eurotiales; Aspergillaceae. The annotation marks the transcript as partial. The transcript is spliced from 4 exons. Gene Ontology annotation, biological process: allantoate transport; dipeptide transport; tripeptide transport. The record is from RefSeq and is a predicted model, not a curated record. Gene Ontology annotation, cellular component: plasma membrane. Gene Ontology annotation, molecular function: dipeptide transmembrane transporter activity; allantoate transmembrane transporter activity.
GAAUGGUUGGUCUCCAAUCGACCUGAAAUCACUGCACUGAACCGCCUUUGCCAGGUAUUUAUCCCAAUAGACAACUUCAGCAAGGAUAUCGCAAAUAAGGAGUCCGAUCGAAUGACCGGUGAAUUGGUCGAGCUCCGGGGCUCCUACACUGCCGAGGAAGAGAAAGCCGUUUUACGCAAGAUUAACACAGUCAUUCUGCCUUUGAGUCUGAGUUAUACUGGCAUCUUCGGCUUGAUCGAAGAUCUCAACAUGACCAGCUCGCAAUACUCAUGGUCAAGCUCCAUUUUCUACGUUGGGCAACUGAUUUCUGAGUACCCCUUUAUUUAUCUAAUGAGUCGACUUCUAUCAAACAAAUUCGUCGGUACCACCGUGGCAUCAUCUACAUAUGUCUGGCUGCACCUCAAACCUUUGGCGGAUUCGCUGCUGUACGUUUUCUUCUCGGAUUCAGCGAAGUACUGCAAGCAAGAAAAUAAUGCCCGAACCGCGUUACAGGCUUCAAUAAAUGGACUGGCUCGAGUACUAGGCUGUUGUCUGAUAUACGGGAUUAGCAAGAACACAUCACUCACGAUAGCCCUCUGGCACGUAUCAUUCAUUAAUCAUGGUGGGAUAACUCUUGCAGCCGGGGUGGCAUUUUUUUUUUUUCUGAUGCCGAAUGGGCCCAAGGAUGCAUGA